This is a messenger RNA of Phacochoerus africanus (Common warthog), 5140 nucleotides long. It is a transcript of the gene TARBP1, whose product is annotated as TAR (HIV-1) RNA binding protein 1. The transcript is spliced from 30 exons. The record is from RefSeq and is a predicted model, not a curated record. Gene Ontology annotation, molecular function: RNA binding; tRNA (guanine) methyltransferase activity. Bases 41 to 4912 code for a protein of 1623 amino acids. Gene Ontology annotation, biological process: tRNA methylation. Lineage: Eukaryota; Metazoa; Chordata; Mammalia; Artiodactyla; Suidae.
CCUUCCUCCCGGCGCCUGGGGUUGGUGGCGCGCGGUGUAGAUGGAGUGGGUGCUGGCGGAUGCGCUGCUGUCGCAGAGCCGGGACCCGCGGGUUCUGCUUGGGGCGCUGUGCCGCGGGGAGGCGUCCGCGGAGCGCGUGGAGACGCUGCGCUUUCUUCUGCAGCGGCUCGAGGACGAGGAAGCGCGCGGCGGCGGCGGCGCGGGCGCGCUCCCGGAGGCGGCGCAUGAGGUGGCCGCCGGGUAUCUGGUGCCGCUGCUGCGGGGCCUGCCGGGGCGCCUCAUGGGCGGCGCGGACACCGGCCCCCCGGCCCGCCAGCGCCGGCGCGUGCUGAGGGCGGCGGGCGCGGCCCUGCGCUCGUGCGCCCGCCUCGCCGGGGGCCCGCAGCUGGCGGCCGCGCUGGCCGAGGAAGCUCUGCGUGACCUGCUCGCCGCGAGACCUGCGCCGGGCCUCGAGGGGGCCUGUGAGGCCGCCGUGGAGGUGCUAGCGGCCGUGGGGCCCUGCCUGCGGCCCCUCGAGGACGCGCCGCUGCUGGAGCGGGUGGCGCAGGCCGCCCUGGCCCUGGCGCUGGGCGGGGACGAGGCGGGGCCCUCCGAGGACGCGGUGGCACUGGUGGCCGGGCGACUGUUGCCAGCACUGGGCCAGUGCGGCGGGGCGGCGCUGCGGGCCGUGUGGGGAGGGCUGGUCGCGCCCGGGCCCCCGUUGGGGCCGGGCCUAGUAGGGCCACAGCUCUUGGUGCUGAGCGCCUUGGCCGAGAAGCUGCUGCCCGAGCCCGGCGUGGACUGCGCCCCGGUGGCACGCGAGGCGGGCCCAGACGCCCGGCGCUGCUGGCGGUUUUGGAGGACAGUGCAGGCUGGGCUGGCCUGGGCCGAGGAUGCCCUGACGCGCAAGCGGGCGCGUUACCUGCUGCAGCGGGCCGUGGAAGUGUCGGCGGAACAGGGGGCCGAUUGCGCGUGCGCCCCGGGAGAAGGAACCGGCCCAAGUCUAUUUUGGUGGUCUGAGAAGAAAAAAGAUGAGCUUCUAAAGUUUUGGGAAAACUAUAUUUUAAUUAUGGAAACUCUUGAAGGAAAUCAGAUACAUGUUAUAAAGCCAGUUUUACCAAAGCUAAACAAUCUAUUCGAAUAUGCAGUGUCAGAGGAAAAUGGAUGUUGGCUCUUUCACCCAUCUUGGCAUCUGUGUAUUUAUAAAAGAAUGUUUGAAAGUGAAAAUAAAAUCCUGACCAAAGAAGGUGUUACUCACUUUUUGGAGCUGUAUGAAACCAGGGUUCUUCCGUUUUCACCAGAAUUUUCUGAGUUUAUUAUUGGACCAUUAAUGGAUGCACUUUCAGAGAGCUCUCUGUAUAGCAGGUCCCCAGGCCAGCUGAUAGGAAGUGGCUCUCCAUUGGGAUUGAAAUUACAGAAGUUUUUAGUCACUUACAUUUCCCUUCUUCCAGAAGAAAUAAAGAGUAGUUUCCUGUUAAAAUUUAUUCAGAAGAUGACAAGUAGACAUUGGUGUGCUAUUCCCAUUUUGUUUCUCUCUAAGGCUUUGGCCAGUGUUCCGAGAUGUAAAGCUCUGGGUGUAGAAGGCCUUCUUGCCCUCAGGGACGUCCUGCAGUGCACCAUGAUCACACACCAGAUCCUGCUGAGAGGGGCGGCCCAGUGCUAUCUCCUUCAGGCGGCUAUCAACCUGGUAGAUGUGGAGAAAGUGUCCCUUUCUGACAUGGCGACUUUUCUCAUGUCUGUGAGACAAGAGGAGUCCUUAAGACGCGGAACCUCAUUGUGGACAGAGCUCUGUGAUUGGCUGUGUGUUCAUGAGAGCUGUUUUAGGCGAAACUCACCUAGUAGCUCCGUUGGGCUUGCUGAGACAUCCUCUUUAAAUGCUUAUGUAAAGAACCUCAUCCAUGAAUAUAUUAAGUCGCCUGCCUGGGAAAGAGGUGAAAACUGCUGUAUGCCUGACUGGUUCGAAGCCAAGCUUGUUGCUAUGAUGGUCUUGCUGGCCGUAGAUGUGGAAGGAAUGAAGAGUCAAUAUAGUGAAAAGCGGAGAACACAGAAUGUAUUAAGGAUAUUCUUAGAUCCUCUUCUGGAUGCCCUUGUGAAGUUUGGUACCAAUGCCUACAUGCCUUUGCUGAAAACUGACAGAUGCCUGCAGUUGCUGUUGAAGUUACUGCACACUUGCUUGUUGAAAGGUUCCGGUACCCAAGAUGUUGCACAGUCUUUUUUUCCCCAUACAGAUGAGGUGUCGACUCUUCUUCAAAACUUUGUUAUGUCCACUACAGAGAGCAUUUCUGAAUUUAUUCUCAGAAGACUUACCAUGAAUGAACUAAGUAGUGUUUCAGAUCUGGAUCGUUGCCAUUUAUACCUGAUGGUAUUAACUGAGCUUAUAAAUCUCCAUUUGAAGAUUGGGUGGAAAAGAGGUAACCCUAUUUGGAGAGUUAUUUCUCCUUUGAUAAAUGCAUCCAUCCGGCAUCUUCAGGAGAUGGGAAGUGGACAGGAGCCGACGCUGGGCACACAGAUUCAAAGAGCCGUCAGCAUGGCUACCUUGGCCAAGGUCUGCGAGGCCAUCGACCAGAAGUCAGAGCUGCAGCCGGACUCCCUGGAUGCAGGCCCCAUGGAAAGGUUCCUCUCCUCCCUUCAGCUCAACCAGACGCUGCAGAAGCCCCUCACGGAGGAGGACGGCAGUUUUUCCGAGGAAUCAUCGUCUUCCCAAGGAUGGGGGAAAAUAGUUGCACAAUAUAUUCAUGACCAGUGGGUCUGCCUCUCUUUCUUGUUGAAAAAAUAUCACACCCUUAUACCAACCUCAGAGGGUGAAAUUCUGGAACCCGUUCUCCCUGCUGUUCAAAUGCCAGUAAGGACUUUGCAGUCUGCACUAGAAGCCCUCACAAUUCUUCCUUCAGAUCAAGUUUUACCUGUGUUCCAUUGCAUGAAGAUUUUGGUUCCCAAGCUUCUGACCUCCUGUGAAUCACUCUGCAUAGAGUCUUUUGACAUGGCCUGGAAAAUCAUAGCUUCUUUAAGCAACACUCAACUGGUAUUCUGGCCUAAUUUAAGAGCUUUUGUUCAGUUUGUUUUUGAUCCCAAAGUUCUGACCAUUGCUGCAAAAACCAAGGGCCAGACAUACUUCAAAAUAAAAGAGAUUAUGUACAAGAUAAUUGAAAUGUCGGCUAUGAAAACUGGAGUCUUCAAUAUAUUGAUAAGUUAUUGCUGCCAAUCUUGGAUAGUUUCUGCUUCAAAUGUGUCCCAAGGAUCUUUAUCAAGUGCUAACAAUUACAGUGAACUUGUCCUGGAGGCGUGUGUAUUUGGGACAGUGUUUCGGCGUGAUCAGAGACUUAUCCAGGAUAUACAGACCUUUGUAGAAAAUCUCGGACAUGAUUGUGCAGCGAAUGUUGUUAUUGAAAAUACUAAAAGAGAGGACCAUUAUGUGAGAAUUUGUGCUGUCAAAUUCCUGUGUUUAUUAGAUGGCUCUAAUAUGUCUCAUAAGUUGUUCAUAGAAGAUCUUGCAGUCAAGCUAUUAGAUAAGGAUGAGUUGGUGUCCAAGUCUAGGACUCGAUACUAUGUGAAUUCUCACCAACACAGAGUGAAAAACCGGAUAUGGCAGACUCUACUGGUACUUUUCCCCAGAUUCGAUCAGAAUUUCUUAAACAGAAUUAUUGACAAGAUUUUCCAGGCUGGUUUCAUCAAUAAUCAAGCAUCCAUAAAGUAUUUUAUAGAAUGGAUUAUUAUACUGAUUCUUCAUAAAUUCCCUCAGUUUCUUCCAAAGUUCUGGGACUGUUUUUCUUAUGGCGAAGAAAACCUUAAAACAAGCAUUUGUACCUUUUUAUCAGUUUUGUCACAUUUGGACAUCAUUACUGAAAAUAUUCCAGAAAAGAAACUGAUUCUGAAGCAAGCCCUUAUUAUCGUACUGCACUGGUGUUUCAAUCAUAACUUCAGCAUUCGACUGUACGCCAUGGUUGCUCUUAAGAAAAUCUGGAGCAUGUGUAAAUCAUUGCACAUUGAAGAACUUGACGCUCUGACUUCUGUUAUUGAGUCCAGUCUUGACCAGGUGGAGAACAUGCAUGGAGCAGGGAACGCCAAGAAGAAUUGGCAGCGCAUCCAAGAACAUUUCUUCUUUGCAACAUUUCACCCACUUAAGGAUUACUGUCUCGAGACCAUAUUUUACGUCCUUCCGCGCCUCUCCGGCCUUGUCGAAGAUGAAUGGAUCGCCAUUGAUAAAUUUACCAGGUUCACUGACAUUCCUUUAGAUACAGGAUUUCAGUGGUACCUUUCUCCAACUCAGCUCUGUGAACUGACACCAAGUGACUGGUCUCAGCAGGACAUAGGUCCUCACUCAGGUGAAGCAGAUAACCAGUCAGAGUGGGCUGAUGUUCAGAAGAAGAUUAUCCCAUGGAAAAAUAAUGCUCCAGACUUAGACCUGGAGCUGGUGUUUCAGGAUCGUGCUGCCAGACUUGGAAAGUCAAUCAGUAGGCUGGUUGUAGUGGCCUCACUCAUUGAUAAGCCAACCAAUUUAGGAGGGCUUUGCCGGACCUGCGAGGUGUUUGGUGCCUCGGCCCUUGUCGUCAGCAGCCUUCAGUGCAUCAGAGACAAGCAGUUUCAGCACCUCAGUGUUUCAGCGGAGCAGUGGCUUCCUUUAGUGGAGGUCAAACCACCUCAGCUAAUCGAUUAUCUGCAAGAGAAAAAAGCAGAAGGUUACACCAUAGUGGGUGUGGAACAAACUGCCAGAAGUGUAGACCUAACUCAGUUCUGCUUUCCUGAGAAGUCCCUCCUCUUGUUGGGCAAUGAACGUGAAGGAAUCCCGGCAAAUCUGAUUCAGCAGCUGGACGUGUGUGUGGAGAUUCCUCAGCAGGGAAUCAUCCGCUCCCUCAACGUCCACGUGAGCGGAGCUCUGCUGAUCUGGGAAUACACCAGACAGCAGCUCCUGAGGCCCAGGGAUGCCGGGUCCUGAAGCGCGUGCCUUCCCUGACAUGAGUUAGCGGUGCUGUUCAAACACUGUUUUCAAUCUAUGAAGAAAUAGAUUCUAAAAUCCACUGGGCUAAUUUGUAUUUCCUCUUUCAAUUUAAUGCCAAAACUGUCAUGUGCCUUAAAUAUUUUACUAUAUGUUGUCCCCUUUAAUAAACAUUUUUAGCUAAGUCGUAUGGCUUCUUUAAUAAAAUAUUUUAAGCAAUUGUGAAAA